UCUCGAUGCUCUCUCUUCAUCUGGUGAUGGUGAAAUGGCUCUGUUCAUCCUCAUCUCUUUCCACCUGAUUCUGCAAGUUCAGCUACAAAAUGUUCCUCAGCCUGAGCUCUCAGUGUCUCCUGCAGUUCUCACACAGAGAGGUUCAGUACAGCUGGACUGUAAGACUCUGUAUGCUGGAGUGUCUCAGUGUUAUUUCUAUCCAGAGAGAGACAAGACAAAUCUAAAACACUCACCAUCCUGUCAGCUCUCACUCACUGGCUCUGAACUGACCAGGUGGACAGGACGCAGUUACAGAUCACCUCAAUCGGUCAACAUUACCUGCUACUACACUGUGGAUGAAUUCAGAACUCAAGCUGAAUCUCCUCACUCUCUACCAGCUCCAGUCACAGUCCUGGUCCUGGAUGCUCCUCAGCUCUCAGUGUCCACUUCAGGGAGAGGCUCUGUACAGCUGAACUGCACACCUCCGUAUGUUGGAGUCUCUCAGUGUUAUUUCUAUCCAGAAGGACAUGAGAGAGAUUUAAAGUUUCCAUCCUGUCAGCUCUCACUCACUGGAGCUGAACUGACCACAUGGGCUGGACACAGUUACAGUUCACUCGAACUCGUCAACGUUAUUUGCUACUACUCUGUGAAAAUAUCAGAUAGACAGCUUCUGUCUCCUCACUCUCUCCCAGCUCCAGUGAGAAUACUGGAUAAGAAACCAACAGUGACAGUCAGUCAUGAUGAUCAACGUCAUGAGUUCACUCUUGUGUGUGAAAUAUCACUGUCACUCAGCGCUGAUGUUGGGUGUGAUUUCUACAUUGGAGAUGAGAAGUUAAGGUGGUUGAUGUCUCAGAGGACGAGGUCUGGAUCACUGGCUUGUAGUUUGACAUUACAUAAGGAUUUUCUUUUCAGUCGUAUGAAAUCAGCGAAGAGCAGAGAAGUGAGCUGUGAUUAUUCACUAAACUCUGACCAAACCGUCCACUCUCCACUCAGUGACUCAUACAGCCUCACACAACUGCCUCCUUUACCAACUCCAGAAACUACAACGCAGUCAAAAAGGCAGAAAUCUACCACAACUGCUCCAUAUGACGUUAUUACACUCCACGGUCAAACCACCAUUGCCUCUCUCACAACCUAUUCUAACUACAAUCAGCACAUCCAAAAGGUGCCUGAAGGAACAGACCUUGUCACAAUGCUAUCAGCUUCUGUUGUCGGUGUCUUAUUGGCUGAAGUGAUGCUCAUCUGUCUUUGCAGAUUCAUCAGAAAGAAGAAAACUGGGAGCCUUUGCAGGGUUGCAGAGUGUCUGACUGAAGAUAAUGAUGAAACCGUUUACACAGCAGUAAUCUACAGUCUGUCCACCCAGGAGCAAUAAAGAGAAAUGUUUCAGCUUCCUGAAUGAUGGACGGCACACAGGAUAUGCCACUGGUCCUCCAUCAAACAAGAUUAAAC
Messenger RNA from Colossoma macropomum (tambaqui), 1428 nucleotides. RefSeq lists its product as uncharacterized. Bases 35 to 1351 code for a protein of 438 amino acids. The transcript has 10 exons. Lineage: Eukaryota; Metazoa; Chordata; Actinopteri; Characiformes; Serrasalmidae. The record is from RefSeq and is a predicted model, not a curated record.